This is a messenger RNA of Parnassius apollo (apollo), 2607 nucleotides long. The record is from the annotation of a GenBank genome assembly. NCBI's taxonomy places the organism in Eukaryota, Metazoa, Arthropoda, Insecta, Lepidoptera, Papilionidae.
AUGUCUUUACGGAAGAAAAGUAACACUUUAAGAGCACGUUGUGCUUUUUCAGCGUCUAUUAAGACGGCUAACUCUGCUAAUACGGCUGGGUACGCGGGGAACAAUAUCACAUACGCGGGAGCACAAGCUCCCGAUACUGGCAAGCACAACCCUCUGCAAGGGACCAUUGGAUACAGAGUUAAUCCACAUAGCGGCUAUGGGUGCACGGGCGGUUCGGGCGCGAUGAGCGGCGGGGGCGAGAACGCGCAGUUCGGCGCCACCGCCGCGAUGGUUGCCGCGGCCACCACGGCCGCGAUGCAGGACUCGCAGUCCUUCUCGCAGAUGCAAAACAACAUGACUAUGGGAAAUCCACAGUAUGGCGGGAUGAACGGCUACGGUCAGCAGCGCAGCCAUAACCCUGCCAUGACUGGUAUGGGCAUGGGAGGAAACGGCGGGAUGAACGGAAUGACUGGCAUUAAUCAGAUGGGAAACGCUGCCAUGAAUGGUAUGAAUCCAAUGGCACAAAUGGCCAAUAUGGGCAUGCACGCAAAUAUGAUGUCUUCACAGAUGGGACCCGGACAAAUGGGCAGUUCAGCGAAAAUGGGCCCAGCGUACCAAAGGCGCCACGCACCGUAUCCAUCAGGGACGAUGCUUAUGGGACAACGAAAGCCUCAGUACAUGGGUGGCCAACCGGGCUUUGGGCCUGCACAAUACCCUACUGGAUAUGGGGGAAGACCUGGUUUUCAAUCACAGUAUCCGCCUCAGCAGCCGUUAGGCCCGACUGGGAACUUUGGAGCAGCUAUGAGAGGAAGUAUGCGGCAAUCGACACCUCCUUAUUCCAACCAAGGGCAGUACUUCAAUGGUGGCGUGCCCAACCAGUUUCCUCAGCAUCAAGCUGGAAAUACACAAUACGGAGGGCAAUAUAGCGGGCAGUUUGCGCAAGAAGUUGCAAUGCGAACAAGCAUGACUUACCAGCACAGUCCAGUGCCCGGAAACCCAACUCCGCCGUUGACGCCAGCAAGCAGUAUGCCACCUUAUAUCAGCCCUAAUGCUGAUGUAAAACCCCACUUUAACGAGCUCAAACCACCGAUGGGCAUGCAGAAUGACGAGCUCCGGUUAACAUUCCCUGUAAGAGAUGGUAUUAUUUUACCACCAUUUAGGUUAGAGCAUAAUUUAGCAGUUAGCAACCAUGUAUUCCAAUUAAAACCGACGGUUCACUCAACGUUAAUUUGGAGAUCGGACCUAGAAUUACAACUUAAAUGCUUCCACCACGAGGAUCGGCAAAUGAAUACGAAUUGGCCAGCGAGUGUUCAGGUGUCGGUCAACGCAACACCAUUAGUCAUAGAUAGAGGCGAGAACAAAACGUCACACAAACCAUUGUACCUGAAAGAAGUGUGCCAGCCUGGCAGGAACACGAUACAGAUUACAGUAUCCGCGUGCUGUUGUUCGCAUCUGUUCGUAUUACAAUUAGUCCACCGGCCGAGCGUACGCAGUGUUCUACAAGGGUUGCUGAGGAAGCGACUGCUAACAGCUGACCACUGUAUCGCCAAGAUCAAGAUGAACUUCAACCAAACUCCAGUUAACAACAACGGUUCUAACACCGGCAAUGACAGGGAUAACGUAGAGCAAACAGCUCUAAAAGUGUCAUUAAAAUGUCCAAUCACCUUCAAGAAAAUCACAUUACCGGCGCGUGGACAUGAAUGCAAACACAUACAGUGCUUUGAUUUAGAAUCAUAUUUACAACUCAAUUGUGAACGAGGGUCAUGGAGGUGUCCAGUGUGCAAUAAACCAGCUCAAUUAGAAGGCCUGGAAGUCGAUCAGUAUAUGUGGGGUAUCCUCAACACGCUCAACAGUUCUGAUGUUGAUGAGGUUACUAUUGACAGCGGGGCAAAUUGGAAAGCUGCUAAGAAUCCCGCAAACCCAGGAAUUAAGCAAGAAGAUGACAGCAAUGACAACAGUUUAGGGAAGAGGAGCAAAGCGGUCUCUCCUGGGUCAAUGAACAUGCCUACCAUGAACAAUUGGGAUCAGGCGCUAUCGCCUUAUUUGCCUCCAGACAUGAACACAAUUGCGAGCGGUUCUAUGAUCUCUUCUUACAACCAAAGUACACAGAAUAGAAACUCAAACGCAAAUAACCCGAAUUAUGACUUUAGUAUGAACAAUGGCCCUGGAAGUAAUGAGUACGCUGGCAAUGGACCUCUUACGCAUUUAAACGACAGCGUCAAUUCCUUAGAUCCACUUAACGCGAUGGAGAAGAGUUUGAACGAACAGAUGCCGCAUACUCCGCACACGCCGCACACGCCGGGCUCCGCGCACACGCCAGGCGGUGGCGGUGCUCACACGCCGGGCUCCAGUCACACGCCGGGCCCACCUUCCGUUGGACAUCCGCUAAACGAAGUCGACAUACCCGCGGACCUAAACUUCGACCCCGCCGCUGUCAUCGACGGCGAAGGCACCGACAAUCUCAACUUGCUUCCUGAAACAAAUGUGGACCCCAUGGAGCUGCUGUCAUACCUCGAUGCACCUGCACUAGGCGAGUUACUCGCAACACCGCCAUCUUCCUCCUCGUCAGCGGGUUCGCAUCCUCCAAGAGCUCCAUCUUCAGACGAUCUACUAGCACUAUUCGAGUGA